AUGGCUAGUUUUCCGGUGUGCUUCACUUUAACAUGCGACUUACUCUCAGCAGGCUUACAUCGUAGUGAUCGUGGCUAUCAGUUCCAGCAUGACAAUACAAUUUUAGCGGACAAAUCACUCCUUAUCUAUGCCCAAAGAAACCAUCCAGUCAUGGGAAAUGUCCAUGCACUCAGCAGUCAAGGGGUUAAGUUGGGCCUUGGGGAAACGGUGCUCGAAAUCUGGGAUUCUGUAAUCGUCCUAAAAACUGCUGCGAAUGUCAUUCUUGUAGAGGUCGCUCUCCAGCUGCCUCAAGAAUCGUCCCUGUCUGAAGUCAGAUCUGAUGCUCAAGACGAAUGCAGGCUCCAAGAAUCUGCUGAAGAGAUUAUGAGAUUCUUUGAUGUUGAAAGACUCGUUGACACUUUCAAGACUGAAGACGACAAGUAUGAAAGAUUCAAAGAUAUACUCGACACUCAUAGCAAUGGACAACGUGAUUUUCCCGCGGUGGUAGCUCAUGUGGAAAGUCUUUUUGGAGGUACUCCCCAUCUGACUCUGGGAUUUGAAAGAGUUCUACAUGGAGUUGCUCUUCUUUCAAGCAUACUGAGUGCCGAGAAGCUAUUUUCUGUAAACGUCAUAGAUGCGCUUACUUAUGUAAGAAGCGUCAUAAGGGAAAAAGCAAUGUACCGCAUGUUUCUGGAGCUUUUGAAAGAUUACAACACUGGACAGAUUGAUGUCACAAAUCUCAUCUCACAAGUUAAAGUUAUACUUGAUGGUCAUCCAAACCUUAUUGCGGACUUCCACAAGUGUCUUCCAGGAAUACCUCAUCUCUCCGACUUGCUGAAAGACAAUUAA
This is a messenger RNA of Marchantia polymorpha subsp. ruderalis, 828 nucleotides long. The record is from the annotation of a GenBank genome assembly. NCBI's taxonomy places the organism in Eukaryota, Viridiplantae, Streptophyta, Marchantiopsida, Marchantiales, Marchantiaceae.